Molecule: messenger RNA, 3175 nt
Organism: Chara braunii
Lineage: Eukaryota; Viridiplantae; Streptophyta; Charophyceae; Charales; Characeae
Source: the annotation of a GenBank genome assembly
GCGUCGAGAGCGCGCAGCUCUCGCCAACUGUCAUCAACGGCCCUUUUCCACGACAGCGCAUGCGCUGCGCCUCUGGCGCUACGCAGUUUCCCGCUCUUUUCCAACUGGAUUGGUUCCUGUUUUCGAUUCCCAUCGUCCGUCCGCCAAGCCCCGCAGGGAAAGGAGCUUGUUUUUCCGCUCGGCUACUUGUUGCCGCCACUUCGAUGGCUGAACCCGCCGUCGUAGGCGCUUCGUCUGCGGCGGCUAUGGCGGCUCAAUGCAGGGCAUGUAUACGGCGCGUGAGACCGAAUUUCGCUGUGCGACGGGGAAUAACGAUACGCGGGUUUCCGCUCGUGGAUCCCGCUUGCUGUCGUGCGUCAUCAUGGAAUGGCAACGGGAGGGAUACGAUGAUGACGAUGAUGAUGGUGAUGGAUGGAAAAGAGCGAUCCGCGAGGAUGGUGAUGAAGAAGGCCGCUGUAUCUGCCACGUGGCGAGCCAGGAAUGAGCAGGAGAACCUGAUGGAAUGGGCGGCGAGGUCCUGGCGAUGCCGUGCAGACAAUCUCGUGCCUGGUUCGUUUUGCGGAGGAUCCAAAGAUGACUGGGCAUGGUCGUCGGGUUCUCAGCCAUCAUCGGCGGCGAUGGGAUCCCUACGGAGCAUCGGUGUACCGACCGACAUCCCGAUACUUCGCAGCCGCCAUAGCCGGGCUUCCUGUCAUCUUGGGAAUGGAUUGGUCGGUGAAGGAUCGAGGUGGGUGUCGUCAUUUUCCCCUCGUAGACAUGAUGGACUGGUUGAGGGGGAAAUAGGAUGGAGAGUUCGUUCUCAUGACCUGCAGGAAGGGUCAGGAGGAGAGAGAGAGCUGAAGAGAGGCGGCGGCGGCGGCGGCGGGGGCAUGUUUGCUGCGUCGGCGCUGCCGGGGAAUCUCGCAAGAAGGAAAACGGAAGACGAGGAGGGGCAGUGGGGGAAGAGGGCGAAAUCGGCGGGAAGGGAACGUUCAAAUGGACCUCCAUUUUGGCCUGUCUCCGAGAGGAAAGCAGCCGGUGGUGUUUCAUCAGGGGAGGAAAGGUUGGGCGAACGACGCCAGCUCCCUAAGCAGCCAUCGCCGGCGACGCCUCGUCGUAACUUCUCCUCCUCCUCCUCCUCCUUUUCUUCUUCUUCUUCUCCUCCUCGCUCGUCUUCUGCCGCCUCUUCUUUGUCAUCAUCUCAGCCGGAAACUUUUAAAACAAUGAAUGGACCAGAUGCAUCAUCAUUUCAGCGGGGAACUUUUAGAACAAAGAAUAGACCAGAUGCAUCAUCUUUUCAGCCGGAAACUUCGAUGAGAACAAAUAAUGGACCAGAUGAUGGCCCCCCUGAGAAUGAGGUUCGGGCGCAGGAAAACGCCGACAAGCGUAAAGAGUUGAAUGGAUCGGUUACGAAGCGGGGAUCGAAGGAAGAAGCGCCGCCGCCGCCGCCGCCGGCGGCGGCUGCGCGAGGGCAAGGAGGGAAGUUUCUUGUCGGCAAGUCCCUGGAGGAGUUGCAGCAAUUAGCCGUGGACUAUGGAGAGCAGAAGUACCGCGGGAAACAACUCCAUCAUUUCCUUUAUUCUGGGAAAGGAAGGGACUUCAUGCAGGUGGCGCAGCUUCCGCUUGCCUUUCGUCAAAGGCUGCUCGACGACGGCUGGGUAGCUGGUCGAUCUCCAAUCCAUACAGUAGUCACGGCAAGAGACGGAACGGCGAAGCUCCUGCUGAGGCUGGAGGACGACCUUCUUGUGGAGACGGUUGGCAUCCCUUCGUCGGAGGGAAGGGGCAAAGAAAGGCUCACUGUAUGUGUGUCCUCCCAGGUUGGCUGUCCGAUGCGUUGCACCUUCUGCGCGACGGGGAAGGGCGGGUUCGCGCGCAGUCUGAAAGCCCACGAGAUCGUCGAUCAGGUGCUCGCCGUUGAGGAGUUGUAUCGGCACAGAGUAUCCAAUGUUGUCUUCAUGGGGAUGGGAGAGCCUCUGCUUAACCUCGCAGCAGUGGUCAAAGCCCAUCGGUGUCUGAACAAGGACAUCGGCAUCGGGCAGCGAAUGAUGACGAUCUCAACCGUUGGCGUACCGAACGCCAUCGCGAAACUAGCGACGUACGAGUUUCAAUCCACUCUUGCGGUGAGCCUGCACGCGCCUAAUCAAGAACUGAGAGAGAAGCUGGUUCCCAGCGCGAAGGCAUAUCCUCUCUCUGCUUUGCUGGAUGAUUGCCGCCAUUACUUCUUGGCUACGAAGCGACGGAUCUCCUUCGAGUACGCGUUGAUGGCUGGUGUUAACGACUUGCCCGAACACGCAGUGCAGCUGGCCUCCUUGCUCAAGAGUCGGCACCUCGAUCGGCAUGUCAAUCUCAUUCCAUAUAACCCUAUAGAGGAUUCAGAUUUCCGACGGCCGACCAAAGCGGCGGUAAUGGCGUUCGCCAGAAGACUGGAGGAUAACGAUGUGACGGUCAGUAUAAGAGUAACGAGGGGAUUGGAUGCGAACGCUGCAUGCGGACAGCUGCGCAACUCCCACCAGAAGUUUCCGCUGCCCAGCGCACCGCCAGCGCCUGUUGAAAUAGCAGCAUGAUUUCGUAGUUUACCCAAGUUUGGGGAAUACAUCUUCUUCGCGAGUGCAGCCAGAGAGUGGGGGGAAGGGGGGAGGGGGAGGGGAAUAGAAGUCGUGGACGACAAUGUGCGUUUGGCGAUGGAUAAAAACCGGGAACAACAACGAAUGGGACCGCGAGCUGCAUAACCAAGCGCUUCGUUGUCGAUGGGACCCGGGUCUUCAGCCAUAGUUGCACAGCCCCAGCUUCUUGGGUGUCAUCGGUGCGCACGAGAACUGUGAUGGCACCCAUGGCGCACCCAUGGCAGCCGGGUCUUCGGCCAUGAUAACGUCGCCAGGCUCUUGCCUGCCGUGGGCGCUCACGAGAGCUGUGAUGGCACCCAUGGGUGCUCACAAGAACUGCGUGAGAAUGGGUUUGCCCAGUGUGUUGUGCAGCUCGAUCACAUGCCAAACAAGAAACUCACAGGACGCGUUUACACUGUGUGCUUUGCAUGCUCUGGGAUCGGACUGCGCCGCUGGUGAAUAAGAGAGGUAGCGGCGUCGUUCCCGCUCUUGGAGCCCUGGUAUGUGCGCUCAGAAAGCGUACAGCGAGUUUGCGAAGUGGUAAAGCACGGGCGGGCGGAAGCAGCCGCGGAGGCCGUCGCAUGUUGACCGAG